Molecule: messenger RNA, 5319 nt
Organism: Larimichthys crocea (large yellow croaker)
Lineage: Eukaryota; Metazoa; Chordata; Actinopteri; Sciaenidae
Product: lissencephaly-1 homolog
Exons: 11
Coding region: 517-1749 (410 amino acids)
Molecular function (GO): protein binding
Source: RefSeq, a predicted model, not a curated record
GCGCUCCCGUCGGACCGUGAACGCGAGCUCCGUGCGCGCCCCCGUCUUCUGAAGGCGAAUGCGGUAGCCUACGAAAAAACAAGCAGGCAGCGGCGGAGAGCGAGACAAGACGAGCUCGGUGUACCUCCACAUCGCAAGACCGUAUUCUUGGGAGCGGAAAAUUUCACGCCCUGUCGGGUCGUGUUACCGUUGGAGACGGCUGAGGAUAUUCACGGGCACAAACAAAAGAAUGCAGUGUAGACUUGGCUGGUGACUGGUCUGCAGGCUCUCCACUUCUCUUGUCCCUGGAGUCAGGCAGUUCAAGGGGGGGCAGAUUCCUGCGUUCCCCUUCUCUCAGUCUGAGUCUUUUUCUGUCUGGACGGAACCCAACUGCCCACCAAUUGGAGUACACGGCUCGUCCUCGCCCGUGUUGCUUGGAUCAGCACAGCUCAUCUCCUGACCGAGGAGAGCGCAGCAGCUGCACAAGAUUCACCUUCGAACAACUGAUCCCGGCCCCGCCCACAUUGCCCCGUCACCAUGGUGCUGUCACAGAGGCAACGAGAUGAACUAAAUCGAGCGAUAGCCGAUUAUCUACGUUCCAAUGGAUAUGAAGAGGCAUAUUCCACUUUCAAGAAGGAGGCGGAAUUAGAUAAUAAUGAAGAAUUGGAUAAGAAGUACGCCGGCCUUUUGGAAAAAAAAUGGACUUCAGUCAUCAGAUUACAAAAGAAGGUGAUGGAACUUGAAUCCAAACUGAAUGAAGCUAAAGAGGAGAUCACUCUGGGUGGGCCCGUAAGUCAGAAGUGUGACCCCAAAGAGUGGAUUCCACGCCCACCAGAAAGGUACGCACUGAGUGGCCACCGCAGUCCAGUCACCCGCGUCAUCUUUCACCCGGUCUUCAGUGUCAUGGUGUCGGCUUCUGAGGAUGCAACAAUAAAGGUGUGGGACUAUGAAACAGGAGACUUUGAACGCACACUGAAGGGCCACACAGACUCGGUCCAGGAUAUCUCUUUUGACCAGACCGGCAAACUGCUAGCAUCCUGCUCUGCAGACAUGACUAUCAAGCUGUGGGAUUUCCAAGGCUUUGAGUGCAUCAGGACCAUGCAUGGACAUGACCACAAUGUUUCGUCUGUAGCCAUCAUGCCCAAUGGAGAUCACAUCGUUUCUGCCUCGAGGGACAAAACCAUAAAAAUGUGGGAGGUGGCGACUGGCUACUGUGUGAAGACCUUCACAGGCCACAGGGAGUGGGUCCGCAUGGUGCGACCCAACCAGGACGGCACACUGAUCGCCAGCUGCUCCAACGACCAAACGGUGCGCGUGUGGGUUGUGGCCUCCAAAGAGUGCAAGGCUGAGCUGCGAGAGCACGAACAUGUGGUGGAGUGCAUCUCCUGGGCACCAGAGAGCGCCUACCCGACCAUCCAAGACGCCACAGGCUCAGAGUCCAAGAAGAGUGGGAAGCCUGGCCCCUUCCUGCUGUCUGGCUCCAGAGACAAAACCAUCAAGAUGUGGGAUGUUAGCAUUGGCAUGUGCCUUAUGACACUGGUUGGCCAUGACAACUGGGUGCGUGGUAUCCUCUUCCACCCCGGAGGCAAGUUUAUUGUGACCUGUGCGGAUGAUAAGACCUUAAGGAUCUGGGACUACAAGAACAAGCGCUGCAUGAAAACCCUGUGUGCCCACGAACACUUUGUUACCUCUCUGGAUUUCCACAAGGCCGCUCCCUACGUGGUCACUGGGAGUGUAGAUCAAACAGUAAAAGUGUGGGAGUGCCGCUGAUUUGGACCUUGGAGGAUUGGACCACCAUCCCCAAUUACCCAGGCGCUCCUCUGGAUCCCACCUCCCUCCUUCCCUCCCUCCUGCCAUCCCACCUCCCCUUUCAUCCCGCCUUCCCUCUCCCUCCUCCCCCGUCACCUAAACCACACCCGCACAUCAUCAUCUCCUCCGGCUGCACUUACCACCAUGGUUAUUUACCCAUCGCUCUCUCUGGUCCAAUAACUAUUGUCCUUCUAUGUAAAUUAUUCCUGGAUGUAGAUCGAGCUAUUAAAUGUUACACAAAAAAGUAUUCUUGCAUGGUAAUCCAAAAUUGUAUACUGUAAAUUUACAUAACGUCUAGAAGUACCAUAGGUUUACCACGGGGCUGGCCGUCUGUCACGCAGCCUUUCCGACCAACCGAAGGCAGAUGUUUUUGACUGGGUGUAAAAUGUAGGGCACUAAAAACCGAUAAUUUAAGAAAUGACAGUGUCUUUAUGUGUAAGAUUUAUUUUUGUCUAUUUUUUUAUUUUAGGAUUUUUUUUUCUCUCUCUCUGUUAUUUCUCUCCUUCACUGUCUGUAGUCUGUUGGUGCCUAGCUUGGUGAAACUUUUUCGAGAGAUAAGGCAGGAAAAGCAUAUACGAUGCGAUAAGAUGCGAUUGUCUGUGGGGCUUUGUUAUUGAAAUAAUCCGUAGCUUUAUAACAUCACUUCUCAAGUGUGCAUACCAUUUCUCUUCAUGUGGAACUAGGUAAUAUUUUAAUGGCUGUAUAUACGAAUGUUUCAAACUGUUGUCCUUGGACCCCGGGGGCUUGAAAAAAAACAAAAAAAAACAAAAACAGCUUUGUACUCUUGUCUUGGUGGCACAUGAACCACUGCUAGGCUUUAGAUAAAUUAUCCCAUUUAUUGAAUCUGCAGAGAAGAAUUUAAGAAAAAGUUGUUUGACGUGGCUUGGUGACAAGAAGCCUGAAAGUUUGUUUGGCUUUCGCUGUCAGAGUCACGGCUAACACCUGAGCAGAGUUCAGAGAUUACACCUGCUUAAUCUCUAGCACUUGAUAAAGACCUCGGGCGUGUCUCGUCUUUAGGAGAAGAUUUCCUGUGACCUUGCAUGUCAGACUUUUGUUGAACUCAAGCCUCCGUCUCGGCAUGGUUUGGUGUACUAUAGUCAGAUGGCGCUCAAGUCGUCCCACGGCGCCUCUGAAGACUUACAGACACGAGCCUCGAGUGAAAUAAACCCGCUAAAGAGAAACAAGUCACGAUGAGGAGUCAAAGUGAGCCCCCAGGGUUUGAUAUCUGGGAUGUGCAAAGAUCUCAAAUUUCUGAGGGGUGACAUAUGUUCUGCUUAAUAAAACAUGGUUUUGAGUAAAAAAGAAAAUAAAAAAGAAAUCAGUUUUCUGUGAAAAUAUGAAAUGUAAAUUUAGCUUGUUAUUAAGAGAUUUGGCAGUUUUGUAUUAUCGCACUAAAGGAUGAACUGGAUGGGAAUUUAGAGUUAGCGAGGGAAUGCGAGCAGCAGACAUGCAAAGUGAUCUGUCGAUGAUGUUUGUCUGUAGAGGGGUCGGACGCUGAUUUUGUUUUUGGUUGUCAUGGUUUCAAAAUAAAUAAAAAAAAUAAAUAAAAAGUGGUGUGGCAGCUCCUGGAUCAGAUCAGCAAGGAUCUCUACAGACAAACCCCCCCACAGACGCAUGCAAACCUCUUGUGAGUGGCUUUCCUCAAACUGUAAAGAAAGACUGGAAAAUACCUGCGAACCAGUCCACGCUGUAGAAACGGACCAUUCCACUCCCCUCGGAGGACAAAAAAAAAAGAAUGAAACAUCUUGCUUCUUUCUAACUGUAGCUGACAAGGUGAUUCAUUAAAUCUUGCACAUCCCUGUUUUCACUAAAUCUUUGGUCGUUUAAUGACGAUCGGAGACAACAUUAAAAGUUAAAUGAUGUUGAUAAAUGCAUAAACCUAUAAUUUCUUAUUAGCCUUUUCAUUCCAAUGCAGUUCUCGGCUAAUAAAGAAUUCCACUGCUUAACUCGAUCUUCUUAUCUUUCGCUUCUUUGCCACAUUUUUUCUUUUUUUUUCCUCUUCCUGUGUGUACUGGAUGUGGUGAUCUGCUGCUCAAGCUCCUGCUAGUGGCUACUGUGAGCCUAAUGUGACCUGUCGAUGUAGCACUGCUGCAUGUAAACCUUCACCAGAGGCAGAGCUGUCGGAACAAUAUAAGCUUAAAAAUACUUGGGAGCCCUGCUAGUAAGAGACCCAAUUGGUUUGAAUAACAAGCUGAGAAAGUGUCUCUCUGUACUCAAAAGUAGUUAGAUAUUUUGGGAAAUGUGUUUAUUUGAGCUCUUGCUGGGAGUUAAAUGAGGAUAUCACUUAUAUUUGUGCAGUAAAUAUGAAGCUACAACUUAUCCGUAUGUCGUUUCAUGGAAAGUUGUGCUCAACUUUUUUAGAAAAUUGACUAAUGAAUCAAAAAUGUUCCCGGUUAAAUGAAACUCUUUGUAUUAGCUCGGACCAGUAGCUUGCUGGAGUCUCGCUGUUUCCCUACAGCUCUCUGAUGUUGGACAGACCCAUUUCCAAUUCCAAUAUUUUAGGGUACAAACAUGAGACGGCUGAAAUUCUCCACAGCAAGAAAACAAACGAGUGUGUUUCUCAAAGUGUCGACCUCUCUUAUAUUACUGUAUCCUUGGCUGGCAGGCUCAGUGGGUUCAGACACCUCUGUUGAUUGGUUGUAGAAAGGCUGGUUUUGUUGUGUGUGAUGCUAUUUGAAGGAGGUUCACCUCCUCUUCUGUAAAUGCAUUGGGAUUGUGGCAGACUAGGAUGUCCCAAAGGAGAAACCCGCUCUCUCUUUCAGGGAAUAUUACUCAUGUCUCCCUUUUGGUGUGUGCCCCCCUCUCUUUACAAAGGUCUUAUAUUUUUUAUUUCUACAAGCUGUUCUCUCUGUCCGAACUUUGGGCUUUGAGGAUCAGCUAAUUUUGUAGUAAAAAGAAAUUUGGCACAGCUGAUGAAGAUGCCGUUGUGUUAAAUGUUCUAGCUGAAGCCAAAAAUGGAGACAUUUGUCAGUACAAUCUGGUUCAGCUUCCCUUUGUUGGUCCAGCACUGUGUGACCAACGUCUGAAAACGAUGCUAGCCUUCUUCAGGAUCACGCUAUGACAUGCCAGACCAUAAAAUGUAAAUUUGAAAAAAAAAACGUCUUCCCUUCCUUGGUUUUACUCAAGGAAGGCGGCUAAUCAAAGGUCAGGACGAUGUGUGUUCUGUUUCUUUUGUAAGAAUCGGUGGAAAAAGGUACAACACAGUUGCUGGUGUUGCACUCAAGUCGAAGAAAAAUCCCCUUUUGCCAUUCACAGGUCCCAAGCAAUCCCUGUGCUGCUCUGGUCCGGUGUGUGAAGGGACCGACAGGCAUGUUUUUGACUGUCUGUGGGUCGUUUCCUCCGACCUCAAGACCAUCUGUCCUCUGUAAUCUGCCCGUGAACCACAUCAGAGGGCUUCAGACUGCACAACAAGCUCCUACAGGAGAGCUCAUGAUGUUUUCACCACUAUGGUCUCACUCUUCACUCGGCAAACUGUUAACAAUAUACCUGGAUGUCAUUAUUGUUUGCGAUAUAAUAAAAGAAAAAAAUCUG